AUGUAUCAUCGAAUGUAUUUACGCCGAUGUUCAAUGUCUAGUAUAAGUGAAGAAUCAGAAACGGGUGAUGAUGAUCAUCUCGACGAUGAAUUUGCUGUAUGCAAUGAUGAUAAUAAUAAUAACAAUAAUAAUAAUAAUGAACAAGAAAAUCGUUCUUCAACAAGUUUAUCAGUUGAAAAUUGUCUUGGUGAUUUGAAUAGCUUUAAAAAAGAAAUUCGAGAAGCUUAUGAAGAAUUAUCCACAUUAGAACGACAAGCUCGAAUUAAAACAUCAACAUCAUCGACAAUUUCAAAUAUUCAAAAAGGAGAUGAUCUUGACAUAUUACUUGAACAACUUCAUACACUUGAACAACGAUUAGAUCAAACUAAAAUGUUUCCUAAUGAAUCGCUACAUCGUAAUAAAAAACCACUUUCACCCACUAUCGUUGCACAAUUUGAUGAACUUGACCAAGCAUUAGCUACGCUAACUAAUACUUUGAAUAGUGUCGAAAUUGAAUUAGGCGAUUCAGGAAAUAGUUCAUCAUCGUCAGCAGUAAGUGAUUCAACAACGAUUCAUCAUCAUCAAAGACAGAAUGAACAAGAUAAUAAAAAUCCUGAUAUUGAAGGUGAUGAACAUUUUUCCGAUAGCGGUUUGUCUCAAUCGACAGAUUCAAUCAGUUUACCAUUUAAACAAAGAUCACAAUUACGAACAAAUAGUCAAAUAUCAAAUGCUUCAAGUGUUGUUUCAUGUGAUACAUUGAAAAAUUUUUCUGGCGAAAAUAAGAUUCUUGUCGCAUUGGAAAAAAUGCAAGAAGCGAAUAUUAAAAAAAUGUUUGUCAAAAUUUAUAACGAUGAUAAAUCAACAAAAAAUAUUCUCAUCAAUGAAACAAUGUUAAUAUUUGAUAUAAUUGUAUUACUUCUACAUAAAUAUCAUUUAAAUCCAACAUAUAAUUAUUCCAUUGUUGAAGAUUUACCGGAUUUACAUAUAUAUCGUAUAUUUGAAGAUCAUCAAAAUUUAAUUAAUGAUGGCUUAGUUUAUUGGUCACGCGAUACAAAUAAUCGUAUAUGUUUUCAACAACAUGAUAUUAAAUAUUCAAUGUUCAAUGAAGCAAAGAAAUUUUUUUCUUUACAAGAAAAACUAUCCGAUGAUAUCUUAACUAAUUAUAUAUCAUCGAAUAGUAUCUAUCUACCUGACAAUAUAACGAGUAUACUUCAUAUUAAAGAUAAAAAUCGAAAAAUUUGGAAAAAAUAUUCAUGUGUGUUACGUCAAUCAGGCAUAUAUCGCAUGCCUAAAACUGUAUCACCAAAGCGUAAUCUUAUAUGUUUGUUAAAAUUUGAUUCAAAUAUGCAAUUAUAUCUUGCUAAAGAUUGGGUUGAAACCUUACAUUCACCGACUCAAUACGGUUUCGCACUUAAAUAUGCACAUAUACAAAAGAAAUCUAAUAAAUAUAUUCAUUAUUUAUGUGCAAGUACAUCUGACGAAUAUCAACGAUGGAUAAAUGGUAUUCGAAUAAUACAACAUGGAAUACAUUUAUAUAAAAGUUAUGAAAAAAUGAAAAAAAUCAUCGAUAAUGAAAUUGGAAAUCUUUCGAAAAUAUUACCUAAUCAACAUAAUUUUAAUUUUAUACAAUCAAAUGCAUCAUCAUCCAUGAUGACAGAAUCAAUGUCAACUAUUUCAUUACCAAUAAGAGGCAUGAAUUCAGAUGUAAAGAGGUCACUGAAUAAUCUUGAAAAUAGAUCCAUGGAAAAGAUUUUUAGUUCGUUAGAUCGUCUCAAAAUAUCAAAAAAACAUUUUAUGCGUUCAUCAUCAUUUCAUGAUAGUUUACGUCGCUCAAAUAAAAGCGAACAAAACCUUAUGCGAACAUGUUCAAUAUCACCGCCAAAUUUAUCAACGAUGAAAGCUAAUGAUUGUGAUCUCAAACGUUCAAAAUCAACAAAAGAAAUGACAUCAAAGUCAGCACAAACAUCUCGUUCGAAAUCGACGAAUAAAAAAGAUCAUCAUGAAACUACUAGGAGUUCAUCAACAUCAUCGAUUAUUCCUUUCAUUCAUCAAUGUAUACAACCCGAAAAAACAAUGGAUGACGAUAAACCACCGUUGCCACCGCCUAAACGGCCACCCCCUCCUGUUCCUAGAAAAAACUCAUCGCUUAACACGUCAAAAGCAACGCCAUCAGCAACAACUGUCGAUAAUCAUAUCUAUGAUUCAUUUCAAGAUAGUCCGUCGUUAACAAAUAAUUGUCGACGAAUAUGUUCAUAUACAAAAACCGAUGAUAUUGAAAAUUCAAUAGUAUCUAAACCGCUUUUACCUCCUAUGAGAGUAACAGAUUUAUAA
Rotaria socialis is the source of this 2310-nucleotide messenger RNA. The record is from the annotation of a GenBank genome assembly. Lineage: Eukaryota; Metazoa; Rotifera; Eurotatoria; Philodinida; Philodinidae.